Aureobasidium musti is the source of this 876-nucleotide messenger RNA. Lineage: Eukaryota; Fungi; Ascomycota; Dothideomycetes; Dothideales; Saccotheciaceae. The record is from the annotation of a GenBank genome assembly.
AUGUCUCUCAAGGCUUCUUUCAAUAGCUUCAACAGCGAGUUCUCGGCCGCCACCACUCGCAACACACAGCAGCAGCAGAAGCGCCCUAACACUACCGUUCCCACUCCUGUACAGCGUCCUUCGACUCCCUCGACUCAGCCCGCAGACCUCAAGCGCAAACGUCAGGAUCUCCCUCAAAAUGCUGCCUACUCUCAACCUGCCGACACGGGCUCAGGUAGAGAGGUCAUGACCCAAGUCGUCUACGCCAUCGACUAUCUCAAGUCCAAGGACCGCCCCAUCAGCUUCACCGACAUAUGGAAUUACCUCUCUAUUCCUGCCAACCAGCAGCAGCACCGCCAAGUCUUGCGCAGGGCGCUUAUGGAGCACCCCAAAGUCGACUAUGACCCCAAAGGCCUGGAUGGGCAGCACCCUUCGUUUCGCUUCCGCCCCGUUCACAAUGUUCGCUCUGCCGAUGAUCUAAAGGCAUACCUACAGCGCCAGCAUACCGCUCAAGGAAUCAGUGUCAAGGAACUCAAAGAGGGUUGGCCAGAUGCCAUUCCCGAGAUUGAGCGUCUCGAAUCAAAGGGUGAGCUACUGGUCGUAAGACAGAANAAGGACAAUAUUCCCAAAAUGGUUUGGCCGAACGACCCUUCUCUCGAUCAGCGUAUCGACCAGGACUUCAAGGACUAUUGGACAAAGAUUACCCUGCCUGCCAACCCUGGCGACUUGAGAAUAGAACUUGAAAAAGCUGGCAUUACUCCUACCAGUCAGGUCAAGGAAGUCAUCAAGGUCUCAGGCGGCAAGGACAAGAAGAAGCGCACUUCGAGAAAGGUCGGUAGAAGCACCAACACUCAUAUGGUGGGCAUUCUCAAGGACUACAAUGCGGUCAAGAAGUAG